AUGGAUCCGCCUGGCAAAUGUACGAGAAGCAAGUCCAUGUGUUCUUCGGGGCAAACGACAAACCCGAGGACAAACAGCGGGACAUUUUCCUGGCCCGCUGCGGGACCCGCGUCUUCAGCCUUUUGCUCGAACUUCUCAAGCCGCAAGACACGCCGCACGUCAACUUCUCAAGACACGCCGCACGUCAAGACGCUGGGUGAGCUGCUCGCCAUACUGCGCUCGCAUUUCAACCCAGCACCGUCCACACUAAUGGAGUGCUUCCGCUUCAAUAACCGGAGCCGCCGGGAACGAGAGACCCUCGGGCAAUUCGUUGGUGCGCUACGAGGGUUAGCGAGUGCCUGCGCCUUCGGGGACCAGCUGGACUCGCUGCUCCGGGACCGUUUCGUCUGCGGCAUCAACAACCCUGCCAUGCAGACGCGACUCCUGGAGCUUCCCGACCCCACGCUGGAGGCCGUCGUGAAGGCAGCCAUGGCAAUGGAAGCUGCCGCCAAGGACGCCGGCGAGAUUUCCCGUGCGACUGACUCACCGUCGGCAGAAGCGGCGGUCAACGAUUUGGCGACAAAGGGCAUGCCAGUUCGCUCAAGCACAAUACGGGCGGGAAAGCUGGGCACAUGGCACGUGUAUGCCGAAGGGGAGGAUGAACAGCAAACAGCAGCAGCAGGCUCAUGUUCUUCCGCGGCCAGGCUCCACGUCGUGGCCGAGGAGCCGCCAAUAUUCGACAUGUGGCGCACAGGUUUUGUACCGUCGUCUAUGCCGCCGUACAUGCUGACCGUCGAAAUCUGCGGGCACCCCAUUUCCAUGGAGGUGGACACAGGGGCCAGCGUGUCAGUAAUGGCCGGGAAACUCUUCAAGCGUACUUGCCUCGGCGUGUCCGUCGAGGCUUCGGGCGUAACGCUGCGCAGCUCCUCCGGGCAACUCUCCCAGAUCCAGGGUCAGGCACAUGUCAGCGUUCGUUUUGGCGACAGGGAGGCAACCCUUCCCCUUUAUUUAGCGAAGGGGUCGUCGCCGACGCUGCUGCGCCGAAACCGGAUUCAUGCACUGGGCGUUCGUCUGCCGGAGUACCCGGAAGCCAGCCUGCAUAUGGUGCAGAGCUGCCAAAUCUGCCAGGAGCAUCAGCGAGCCUCGCGUCAUGUGGAAAGCACCCCCUGGCCGUUCUCACAGAGACCCUCAUCCCGCCUACAUGUGGAUUUUGGGGGACACUUCAAGAGCCAUUACUUCUUAGUGCUGGUGGACGCCUUUUCGAAGUGGGAGGAGGUUCUACCUGCCACCACUCCAUCAGCAGGCGCGACCAUUGCAGCGCUGCCACAGGUCUUCGCCGCCCAGGGGUUUCCGGAUAUCAUCGUGUCCGACAAUGGUCCUGCUUUCCCCAGCGCAGAGUACCUGACCUGGCUGACGAAGAACGAAAUCCGCCGUAUGAUGGUUCCGCCGUACCACCCUGCUUCAAAUGGUGCAGCCGAGCGGGUGGUGCAAACCAUCAAAGACAAUCUCCAGAAGAGGCAGACUGGGGAUUUCCGGACGCAGAUUGCCCGGAUACUGUUUCAGUACCGGACCACGCCCCACGAUGUCACUGACCGUGCUCCCUGUGAGCUGCUGCUGGGUGGGAUGGUCAAGACACCCUUGGACGUCUUGCAUCCGGACCUCCGAUCUACAGUGCUGUUGAAGCAGCUGAAACAGAAGCUGGCUGCUGACCAAGGGUGCCGUAUCGGGCCUUUGUCAGAGUCGGGAGCUCCAGUUUUCGCCAGGAACUUCCGUCUUGGCCCACCCUGGUCUGCUGGACAGGUGGUGUCUCCUGCCAGCGCCUAA
This is a messenger RNA of Dermacentor albipictus, 1803 nucleotides long. RefSeq lists its product as uncharacterized. Gene Ontology annotation, biological process: DNA integration. Gene Ontology annotation, molecular function: nucleic acid binding. NCBI's taxonomy places the organism in Eukaryota, Metazoa, Arthropoda, Arachnida, Ixodida, Ixodidae. The record is from RefSeq and is a predicted model, not a curated record.